UACGCAUUUCAUUGAUUAGUGUUGUACUUUCAAUGGGUAAAAAAUAUUACUGUGAUUAUUGUAAGACGCACAUUCAACGGGACCCAAAUAUUGUACGUAAACACAAUGAAGGAAUUCCGCAUCUCCGGAACCGAGCCGAUCAUUAUGAGAGGUGUAAAGAUAUUACUGAAAUAGUUACGGAAAACAUCGGGAAGAAACCAUGUCGGACGGUGCUCAACUCGGAACAGUGCAUUUUUGGUGCACACUGCCGAUUCAGCCACUACACACCGGAACAAUUGAAUCGACUUCAACGAAAAGCACAACGACAACAGCUUCACAGAGCCAAACGCCUAGCAGGAAUUAUUGAGAAGCUGGAAUCCGCCGACGAAAUUACCCAUAAGUUCCUCGAAAAGCGAUCUCAAAAACAAGUCAAAACGUCUAACGAAUGCACCCAGUUUUGGACAUAUACGGAAGAGCAACUAGAACGCACAGAUCUGCCACCAUCGCUGCAGGAAAUCGAUCCAACCCAAAUAGACUCCAGUAGCUUCACGGAGUGGGGGUGAUAUGGAAUGAAAAGGGACAGAGCAGAUUUUCCUAUUAAAAUAUAUGUAGACAUCUAUAUAUUGAUAGAUCCGUUACUAUCUGUUGCAAUCGGUAUACCAUCUCAAAUAUAUUAAAUACGCUUUUGUUCGGAGAGUUCCGUCCUUCUGGAGUAGUACGCUGAAAUGUAGAGUUCCACAAAAUGUUUGCUUUCCGGUCAUCACAACUAGAGAAUGAUAUAUAUUUUAUUGUACGUUAAUACCACAUGCGUUGCUAAUCUUUUUGCAGCGGUGAUAGGAUCGCUUAGUAAGUGCUAAAUACUGCGAUUCUUCUUUUCUAAUAAUUAUUACCUAGUAUAUGCCAUCAGAGUUAAUACCAAUCAGACACUUAUUAGUUUUAAACCAUAAUAUGUGUAAUAAAUAAUAAAAAUGCACUAAUACGUGAUGAGUCUCAUGUCUUUAGUAGUAUGCUAAUUGGGAAGAGUACGCUAAUCCUAAGCAUUCACACUAUUCUCAGUGUCCCCUUUCUAUAGUGGGAGAAGAUUAUUAUACAGCCUGUUAAGGUGUGAUGAUUUACUCGAGAAUAAACAAUAAUUUGAAAUUUAAAAAUACAGUUUUCAUACGUAUUUUCGACAAAAGAACGAUUCGUUCAUUUUGUGAACUGUACGGUAGAAACUGCAUUUUUAACUUUUGUUUUCGAAAACUGUUAAAAUCUUACGUUUAAUACCAUAUGGACGUAACUGCUAUGACUGAUUUCUCCUUUGAACGUUUUGCGAAAUUCGAUACAUCUAGCAUGCCAUAUUAUUGACGAAGAAGUAAUCGUUAACUGCAGUUACGCCCUUAUGAUACUAAAUGCGAGAAUUUCUGAGCUUCAAGUGUUACUAUUUGGGAUCUCA
Molecule: messenger RNA, 1414 nt
Organism: Aedes aegypti (yellow fever mosquito)
Lineage: Eukaryota; Metazoa; Arthropoda; Insecta; Diptera; Culicidae
Product: zinc finger matrin-type protein 5
Exons: 3
Coding region: 33-542 (169 amino acids)
Cellular component (GO): U12-type spliceosomal complex; nucleus
Molecular function (GO): nucleic acid binding; zinc ion binding
Source: RefSeq, a predicted model, not a curated record